Messenger RNA from [Torrubiella] hemipterigena, 1131 nucleotides. The record is from the annotation of a GenBank genome assembly. Lineage: Eukaryota; Fungi; Ascomycota; Sordariomycetes; Hypocreales; Clavicipitaceae.
AUGGCAGACAACACGAAUCGCGUGGUGGACAUCCACACACACAUGUACCCUCCAGUAUAUGUCAAGAUGCUGGAGGGCCGCACGACAAUUCCUCUUGUCCGCAAGUUCGUGCAGGACCCCGAGCCGCGCCUCAUCCUGCUCGCCUCUGAGCUCGAGGCCCUCGACAAUGCUCUCAAGGAUCCCACGGCUAAGCCUCCUGGUCGCCCGCUCACGUCUCACUACGCCUCUGUGGACCAGAAGCUGCACUUUAUGAAGACCAACCGCAUUGAUGUGUCGGUUGUGUCGCUAGCUAACCCGUGGCUCGACUUCCUCGAGAGCAGCGAGGCAGGUGGCAUCGCCAAGGAAAUCAACGAGGGAUUCUCAACCAUGUGUGAGGAGCACUGUGGAAAGCUCUACUUCUUUGCCACUUUGCCAUUGACUGCUCCUCUCGACGUCCUCAAGCAGUCGAUCCAAGAUGUCAAGAACCUCAAGCAUUGCCGUGGCGUGAUUCUUGGUACAUCGGGACUGGGCAAGGGACUCGAUGAUCCAAACCUGCUGCCCAUUUUCCAGGAGCUAGCUGAUGCCGAACUCAUCAUCUUCCUACAUCCCCAUUAUGGCCUGCCAAACGAAGUAUACGGUCCCAGGGCGGAGGAGUAUGGACACGUGUUGCCACUUGCUCUGGGCUUUCCAAUGGAGACAACCAUUGCCGUUGCACGCAUGUACAUGGCCGGUGUAUUUGACCAAGUGCGUGGCCUUCGCAUGCUGCUAGCUCACAGCGGAGGUACACUGCCGUUCCUUGCUGGGCGUAUCGAGAGCUGCAUCCUCCACGAUGGCGACCUCGUGCGCAACGGCAAAGUCCCCAAGGACCGACGAACAGUCUGGGAUGUGCUGAAGGAGCAGAUAUAUUUGGACGCGGUUAUUUACUCGCAAGUCGGAUUGCGUGCCGCCGCUGAAACCAGCGGUGCUGAUAGACUGAUGUAUGGCACCGACCACCCUUUCUUCCCGCCAAUUGAGUCAGAUAUCCAGGGCGAAUGGCACAGCGCAAUCUUCAAUGCGGACGCUGUCGAUUCGACGUUUGGUAAAGAAUCAGACGUAGCUAGGGCCGUCAUGGGUGGUAAUGCGAUUCGGGUUCUGCGCUUAGAUGAGGAGUAG